AAAUCAAGUGAUAAAGCCCAUUUAACAGUAGGGUUUUUAUCUUCUCAGACUGCUCCAGUUUCAAGCAACUAAACGAACCCUUAUCCUUUUCCAUUAUCUUUCUCAAAGAAAUGGCUGCUUCUCAGCUAACGACGUUUUCACUCACAGCACCAGCGAAGAACUUGGCUUCAUUUGAGGGGCUUAGGCCGUCCACUGUGAAAUUCGCUUCCUUUGGAACAUUAAAGCCCGGGGCUUUGUCCCACAGGUCCUUUAAAGGUUUGGUUGUUAGAGCUGCUACCGUUGUUGCCCCAAAGUAUACUUCAAUUAAGCCCUUGGGUGAUAGAGUGUUGGUGAAGAUCAAAGAAGCAGAGCAGAAGACUGAGGGUGGAAUUUUGCUUCCAACAACUGCUCAAUCGAAGCCUCAAGGAGGUGAGGUCGUCGAUGUUGGCGAAGGGAAGACUGUUGGGAAGACCAAAGCGGAAAGCUCUGUGGAGACUGGAGCUCAGGUCAUAUAUUCCAAGUAUGCCGGGACGGAGAUCGAGUUCAAUGGUGCAAAUCAUCUACUCCUAAAGGAGGAUGACAUUGUUGGAAUUCUUGAAACGGAUGACAUCAAAGAUCUCAAGCCUUUGAACAACAGAGUUUUCAUUAAGGUUUCGGAAGCUGAGGAUAAAACCGCUGGAGGUUUGUUGCUGACUGAGGCAACCAAGGAAAAACCUUCCAUUGGCACGGUGAUAGCGGUUGGACCCGGUACCUUAGAUGAGGAAGGUAACCUGAAAUCAUUAUCAGUCACACCGGGAAACACAGUCCUGUAUUCAAAGUAUGCCGGGAAUGACUUCAAGGGCAACGAUGGUAGUGAUUAUAUUGCUCUGAGAGAGCCUGAAAUAAUGGCUGUACUCUCUUAGUUGUCUAGUGAGAUUGUGCUUUAGGUUUUUUAAGCUAAAACUGGAUUCUAAGGAUGAGUUGCUUCAAAGCACAUGGAUUUUGUAAUUUUUCCCCUUGAAUACAAAUGGUUGCAGCCUUUUGUAAGAAA
This is a messenger RNA of Hibiscus syriacus, 1009 nucleotides long. RefSeq names its product 20 kDa chaperonin, chloroplastic-like. The record is from RefSeq and is a predicted model, not a curated record. The transcript has 6 exons. Gene Ontology annotation, biological process: positive regulation of superoxide dismutase activity. The coding region runs from base 111 to 881 and encodes 256 amino acids. Gene Ontology annotation, molecular function: ATP binding; protein-folding chaperone binding; transition metal ion binding. Lineage: Eukaryota; Viridiplantae; Streptophyta; Magnoliopsida; Malvales; Malvaceae. Gene Ontology annotation, cellular component: chloroplast; mitochondrial matrix.